Messenger RNA from Harpegnathos saltator (Jerdon's jumping ant), 1393 nucleotides. RefSeq names its product forkhead box C1-A. Lineage: Eukaryota; Metazoa; Arthropoda; Insecta; Hymenoptera; Formicidae. Bases 200 to 1057 code for a protein of 285 amino acids. Gene Ontology annotation, biological process: regulation of transcription by RNA polymerase II; cell differentiation; anatomical structure morphogenesis. The record is from RefSeq and is a predicted model, not a curated record. The transcript has 2 exons. Gene Ontology annotation, molecular function: RNA polymerase II cis-regulatory region sequence-specific DNA binding; DNA-binding transcription factor activity, RNA polymerase II-specific.
UCUUGUGGUGCUGUGUUUGCUGUCGAAGUACGGGCUGCAAACUACGACAGCAUUCGCUCAAGUCGUCUUCCAAUCGCGUCCUAAGGCGCCAAAGACGACGAAUUGGAAAGUACGGAAGUCGGAUUCCACACGUUGCUCGUGGCAGCGUUUCAGCUAAGCAGGCGCCUUCCUUGCGGAUCGUCCUUCAGGGGAAUUCCCGAUGCAGCCGGAUCAUGGUGACCCGCAGUUUCGAGGUUUCUUGGACGGUGCGAGGAACGAUCGGUGUUACGAAUCCUCCUGGUGCACCUCCGUUCCUAUGACGAGCGGAGAGCUGAUACUCGGCAGGACGUGCGCGAUCAAGCAUGCCGCCUAUGGGCUCGCGAACGUUGUUGUUCCGGGGAUGCUGCGAGCCAGCGCUUCCUGCGGGCCGGCGUUGUGCCAAGCGCCGUUCACCUGGAUGACACCUGCGAUCGCCUGCAAGACGACGCCGCGUUACGAAAAGCCUCCGUAUUCGUACAUCGCCCUGAUAGCGAUGGCCAUCAAUUCGACACCGAAGCGGCGAUUGACUCUCUCCGGCAUCUACAGGUUCAUCAUGGACCGGUUCCCGUACUACAGGGAGAACCGCCAAGGCUGGCAAAACAGCAUUCGACACAAUCUCAGCCUGAACGAUUGCUUCGUGAAGAUGCCGCGAGACAAGACCGGCGCGGACAAUGACGAGGAGGAUGGACGAGGAGGCUCGAUUGGAAAGGGCAGCUAUUGGACUUUGGAUCCGUCCGCCAGUGAGAUGUUCGAGCACGGCAAUUACAGGCGACGCAGAACGAGACGUCAGCAGCGGGUUUUCGCUCGGGAGAAGCAAGACGAACCGGCGGGAUUGUCGGUAGCGGCUCAAUUUUUGCCGGGAUUGACAAAGCAUCACGAGCAGUUUCGGGAACAGCAACGCGUAGUCAUCGAGAUUAACGAGGAGAGCAUCAAGUCGAAGGACUUAAAUUGUACGAAUUCCUCGGAACCUAUCGCCAAAACUACAAUAUUCAGCAUCGACAACAUCUUACGAAAGUCCACGAGGGAGGCGCAAAUCUAAUUUCUUGCGCAUACAAUUUUUUUUUUAUAACUGUUAUAAUGUUACUUUGACAUCGAACACUCGUUCGAUCAGACAUCCUCUCAUGAAUUUACUCGCCAAUUUACUCGCAUCCUUACAUUGUAUAAUUUUUCUCAGCGCGGAUUUGCUUUUUAAAAAUAUUAUUUAUUGCGACAUUCACACAUUUUGUUAGCUGUUACCUUUCAGGCUGCUCUUUGUAUAUAUGAGCCGUUUAUUUUUAAAGUGAUAAGUCCAGUUUCCUCUCGUUUCAAGAUAUUGUAAACAAUGUGGUUGCUUUUUGAUUUAUCGAAAGAUAUUAGUGAGCGCCGAUAGUAUAUA